This is a messenger RNA of Babesia bigemina, 726 nucleotides long. Its product is annotated as ARCHEASE, putative. The coding region runs from base 1 to 726 and encodes 241 amino acids. Gene Ontology annotation, cellular component: tRNA-splicing ligase complex. The record is from RefSeq and is a predicted model, not a curated record. Gene Ontology annotation, biological process: tRNA splicing, via endonucleolytic cleavage and ligation. The transcript has a single exon. Lineage: Eukaryota; Apicomplexa; Aconoidasida; Piroplasmida; Babesiidae.
AUGGAAGCUUCCAAUACCUAUGUGAUCGACGGCGUGGAGAUAACUUCCAAGCCGCCGCGGGCGCGCCGGAAGGCCGACGUUUCCCGCGGACGCCGCCACGAGUUGGAGGAGCCGCCGUCUCCUCCGGAUUCUCCCGAGGUUGACAUAGCAGCUGAGGUGGAGGAGCUCGCAUCCGAGUCUCACGAGUUCGGUUACCUGGAUCACCCCGCGGACGUGAUCAUUACUGGGUCCGGUAAGCAUUUUUGUCGUGCGUUGGAGUCUAUCAUACUGGCGAUGUUCGGCUACAUAACGGACACUUCGUUGGUAGAUGCGCGCAGCCGUCGCAGCAUUUCCGCGACAGGCAAGUCGCUUAACCAGCUGCUGUUCCACGUGCUGGUGGAAUGCCUCUACAUGCACAACGGUCACGGGUUCGUGGCCAGGUACGUGCGCGUCGAAGGCGACGUCGACGUACUGCGGCUGUUAGGAGGCGACACAUCUGCAGAAGUGACGGUUUCGCUCUAUGGCGACAUAUACGAUCGGAAACUGCACACGUGCGGCACGGAAAUCAAGGCCAUCACGUAUCACGGGUUGAAGACGCAGAUGACAGUGGGCGACCAGGCAGUGACUCUGACGGAUGACCCAGCCGAAGGCACAUCUCCUGACGCCAUAUCGCAUUUCCUCCGCAGUAUUGACGCGGAUUCGCUGAAGACAGCUGAGUUUAAGCUGUUCGCUCACGUGGACAUCUGA